Closterium sp. NIES-67 is the source of this 2426-nucleotide messenger RNA. Lineage: Eukaryota; Viridiplantae; Streptophyta; Zygnematophyceae; Desmidiales; Closteriaceae. The record is from the annotation of a GenBank genome assembly.
UGAAAGUUGAGUCUGGGAGGGGAGCUUCAGCCAGACCAGAGACGUGGCCUGUGAAUCCGAGUCUCGCUUUCUGUGUCUGCUGAGCUGACCCUCCCCAACAGCUGCUUCUUGCCUCGGACCUCGCUAGGUUCACGUCGCGUACCUGUUCGCUAGUAUGCUUAUGCCCUUAUAGUUGCUUUUCCCCGUCAUGGUAGAGCCUUGGCGUAUUAGGGUUAGGCCGUGUCACAGCUUGUGACAUACAGUCGGCACUCUAUCAUUGAAAGAGCUGGGAAGCUGGAACUUCUCGAUCCUGGUUUCCUCGUCCCGGCGUUCCUUGUUGCCGAAUCCUCGUUAUAAGCUCCGCGGUUCGCGUUAAUAAACGAUGCUGGGAAGCGUAAGAGCCCGGCACGUGGCGUGCCUGGUAUCGUGCCUCCUACUCGGCCUCUUACUCGCCGCCUGCUAUCUCUCCCGCGAGUAUGUGGGCUCGCUGCUGCCUCGAGUUACUGUUUCCGUCGACUUGUCGGUGCUAGCGGCGCUGCUCGUCGGCGCUGCCGGCUCGCUCUCCAUCAACUUCCUCCUCCAAAGAAACUUUGCCCUCAUUCCCGUCUCCGCCGCCACCGCUCCCGCUGCUGCCGCUGCUGCCGGCGCAGCUGGCGCGGGGGUAGGGGGAACGGGGGAAGGUGCGGGUGCGGAAGCGGGCGCGGCGGGCGGAGAGGUGGGGGAUCCGGGGCCCGGGCUGGUGGCGUUCGACAUUCCCGAUAACGCGUGCUACUUCUGCGUGCGCCGACCCGCCACCUCCAAAUGCGGCAGCUGCAGGCUGGUGUACUACUGCUGCCGGCUGUGCCAGAUGCAGGCGUGGCGGAAGCACCGGCACGUGUGCGGGGCGGCGGCAGCAGCAGCGGCGCGCAUACAGCGCACGCGGGCGCUGCUGACCCCCUCGCAGUGGCGCGCGCUGGGCGAGUACGGGGACGCCGUGCGCGCGCUGCUGCCCCCCCACCUGCUGGUGCCGACGCAGCCGGACCUGGUGGCGGCGGCGCUGCUCAAGAUGGCGGCGUACGUGCGGCAGCGCCCGCACCUGGUGACGCAGCCCAUGGCGGAUGCCGUGUGGGGCGCGGCGCUGAGCAUGCGCGGCGAGGGCCUGGCGCCGCGGCUGCACAUGGCGUGGGCGUGGGGCUUCCUGGAGGCGUCGGUGGAGUCGGGCGGCGUGGACGCGUUCCUGGGCGCGCUGCGCAUCGACGCCCACGGCGCCGCCGACCUCCCGCGCGUGAACCGGUGGAUGAAGCGCGGGCUGUGCCAGGCGCUGCUCAUGCUCAACAAACGCCAGGAGGUCGGCGCCUUCUUCCGCCACGCGCCCCGCCAGCAGCUCCUCUACUUCUGACCACGGGGCGGGGUAGGGGGGUAUGGGGGAGGGGAGAGGGGAACAGAUGGCACGCACCCCGCCAGCAGCUCCUCUACUUCUGACCACGGGGCGGGGUAGGGGGGGAUGGGGAAGGGGAGAGGGGAACAGAUGGCACGCGCCCCGCCAGCAGCUCCUCUACUUCUGACCACGGGGCGGGAUAGGGGGGAAUGGGGGAGGGGAGAGGGGAACAGAUGGCACGCGCCCCGCCAGCAGCUCCUCUACUUCUGACUGGGGGGGAGAAAAGGGGGGGGGAGAAUGGGGGGGGGGGGAGACGGACAGCAGCUGCUCUAUGGCUGAUGAAAGGAAAGCGGCGAGGGGAAGGGGGAUGGACUGAUGGCAGCUGCUCUUCAUCCGCCAGGCGCCCACGCAGCAGCUGCUAUACUUCUGGUCAAAGGAGAGAGGGGGGGUCAGGUGAGAACAGAUGGCAGGUGGUGUGCUUUACCCCUGCUGUAUCUCUAACGUGGGAUUGAUGGCAGCUGCUUGGAAGGCAGAAGGAAGCUGCUGUACGGAUGACACAAACAUUGGCAGCUGUCCUGUCGCUAACACUGAGCAAAGCAGAUCGUUGCUGCUCUGGUUGCGUGCAGGCAGCACCUGCUUUACCUCACCUGGGGGACAGAUAGCAUCGCACCGCUGCUUUGAUUCUGAUGCAGGCAGGCCGCAGCUGGUUUGCUUUGGAUGGGACUCACGGCAGCUGGGUUAGUCCUAGUGUGCUGAUCUUGACAGGAGGAUGCUGUUUUACUUCUAUUAAAUACAAACAGCAGCUGCUGCAGUGCCUGAAUGGGCAGAUAGCAGCUGCUACAGUGCUCGAACAGACUAGCAACUGAACAUUGUGUUCCUUCUUGACGUGGGUGUUUCUUUGUGUCGCCCUUGAAACGGAUCAAGGGCCAUAUGCUUUGUGACAAUUUCCAGGGUGUAGGUUGCUCUCCGUAUAUGCAAGGUAGUCCACGGAGGGUGAAGGGAUCAGAAAUGGGUUGAGGAGACGUAUUGCUGCUGGAACCAUGAUGAGUGUAGCAGGAUUCAUUUAUUGGUGUGCCUGUCUGGAGGGCUA